AUGCUUGGUGUUGUUCAAGGCUGGAAGUGCCCACCACAAAUGGUUGACUUCAUCUCAAGUUUAGGGUGGGGUGCAAACAACGAAUCUUUUGGUAAAGUUGAUUAUGGGAUUUCCCAAAAAUAUAAUCUUGAAUCUUUAGGAUUCACAUUGGAGCCUACUUUACCUGAGCCUUCUUCUCCAUCUCCAUCUUCAUAUCCUAUACAGAAAGAAACUCCAUUGUUGAUACCUCCUAGUCCUGUGUUGGAGAAGAAUGAAGUAGAACAUGUGAAUGCAAUAAGUGAAGAAGAAGAAGGAAAACAAGUGGCAGAUUCAAUUAAAAUAUAUCAACUUUCACAAAGAAGAACCAGGAGACCUUUUUCAGUGUCUGAAGUACAAGUGCUUGUGGAAGCUGUUGAGACCCUGCUUGGAGCUGGAAUAUGGCGUGAUGUUAAAAUGCGUGCUUUUGAUGAUGCAAACCAUCAAACUUACGUGGACUUGAAGAUUUUUAAAAGUUUCUCUGAAUUUUUUGUUGGUACCUGGUGGUAUCGGAUCCAAGAAUGGAGCUACUUUAUUCUUAAAGAGCUACUUUAUGCAGACCCUUUUGAUGUGGAGGCACAAAAGAAAAUGAGAAAUAACAACAUUGAAGCUAUCAUGGAUCGAAGGUUGGGCAUUUAUUGCAUUUGA
Molecule: messenger RNA, 663 nt
Organism: Lactuca saligna
Lineage: Eukaryota; Viridiplantae; Streptophyta; Magnoliopsida; Asterales; Asteraceae
Source: the annotation of a GenBank genome assembly